AUGGCUAAGACAACAGUUAUCACAGCAGAGAAUACUUUCCCCAAGAAAAGUCCUAAUAAAGAACGAGCUAAUUCUCAGAUUCAACAGUUUCUGACUAGACACUGCAUAGAGAUCAAGCUGGGACAGGCUAUGGGUUGGUUGGUGCUUGUUACGCUGGCAUUCCUGGCUGUCAUGGCAGGAGCAACACCCCUGAGAGAUUCAGUGGACGUACAGCUUGUGAGGUCGGACGAAAACGAGCUAGAGGCCUGGGUGACGUGGGGAGAUGAAGGAAUGGGAGUACAGAUCAAUGCCAAGUCAAACCGGCUCUCUAUCCAAUCAAAUCGAGGGGAAAUACUCAUCUACGGAGAGAAGAUUGACGGUUCCGGAACAUUCUAUUCUGCUCAGGGACAGAGCUUCUUUGCGACUGAAACCACAGACAGAGACGGAACUCUCACGAAAACCGAGUAUGCUGUGCCAAGUUCGAUGGAAGCAGAGGCAAAAGAGGCAUUCAAGCAGAAGAAGAUUCAGAGAAUGCUCGGGUCUCUUGAUCAAAGUGGUGCUCGACAGUCUUCUGAAGGGGCCAUUCGCGAACUAGUGCAGAGGCCGGAGAUCAAAAUACUGGAGGAGACUGCUCGAAUUCUGGGCGAACGUGGAGUAAUAGGAGCAGAAAACGACGGAGCUUUGCUGUUCUACAUGACGGUUAUGAACAUGCUCAGAGGGAGGGAGGGGCACAGCUCGAGAAGAAGUGCGGACAGAGAGACACAAUCUUUCAAGCGUCGUCAUCGUUCCCUGGACACCGAAAGCGAGGGAGAAAGGAGGGUGGUCGACAACCAGGAGGAAGUCUUGUGCCUUCCAGCAAUAUCUCUAUCUCCAAGUGUAAAGUCGAGUAAUGUGCCGGACUGCACAGAAGUUACAAAAACCACUCUCAGCACCGGAGGAUUUUGGUGGGUGACCACAGACACAAGAACCUAUACUACCACCAUCUGCCCAACACCGACCCCGACCCUCAGCAACCAAGACAGCGAAGUCUUGUGUCUUCCAGCAAUAUCCCCAUCUCCCAGUGUAAAGUCGAGUAAUGUGCCGGACUGCACAGAAGUUACAAAAACCACUCUCAGCACCGGAGGAAUUCUGUGGUGGGUGACCACAGACACAAGAACCUAUACUACCAGCAUCUGCCCAACACCGACCCCGACCCUCAGCAACCAAGACAGCGAAGUCUCGUGUCAAGAAGUAACCUAUACUUACACCAUUUGCCCCACACCAACAGCAAGCCUUAAGCCUUCGGUCCUCAGCAACCCGUGCAUUACCAACACACCACCGAAGACGUCAGUGGUACCAUGCCCCUCUCCUCCGCCAACCGACUACGACCCUCCUUCAAACGACACCGCAGACUACUACCCCUACUCGACAGACCGAUGCGCCAUUCCGAUCCCCGAAGGCGUGCACUGUUGCCGUGAGGAAAACCAGGUGCUCUGUGAGGACUGUCAUCACAACUACGAGUGCAAGAGAGGACUCUGCCCACUUGUGGAGGAUUGCGUGGGGAUGUGCGGCCGGCUCUGCUCGUGUUGA
Messenger RNA from Geodia barretti, 1548 nucleotides. NCBI's taxonomy places the organism in Eukaryota, Metazoa, Porifera, Demospongiae, Tetractinellida, Geodiidae. The record is from the annotation of a GenBank genome assembly.